This is a messenger RNA of Moesziomyces antarcticus, 801 nucleotides long. RefSeq names its product lamB/YcsF. Bases 1 to 801 code for a protein of 266 amino acids. The transcript has 7 exons. NCBI's taxonomy places the organism in Eukaryota, Fungi, Basidiomycota, Ustilaginomycetes, Ustilaginales, Ustilaginaceae. Gene Ontology annotation, biological process: carbohydrate metabolic process. The record is from RefSeq and is a predicted model, not a curated record.
AUGUCGGCCAGAGCUCUGCCCCAGAAGAUCGAGAUCAACUCGGAUAUGGGCGAGGCGUUCGGGCGGUGGCAGCUGGGCCCGGACGAGGAGCUGAUGAAGUAUAUCGACGUAGCCAACGUGGCGUGCGGCUUCCACGCGUCGGACCCAGUGACGUUGCACAAGACCGUCAAGCUCGCCAAGAAGUACAACGUCGCCGUCGGUGCUCAUCCUGGCUUUCCCGACCUAGCUGGAUUCGGUCGUCGACGCAUGGAACUGACAGAGGAGGAGGUGGCGGAUAUCAUCACCUACCAGAUCGGAGCGCUGAAAGCAUUCUGUGACCUGGAGGGAGUUCCUCUGAACCACGUCAAGCCGCAUGGAGCGCUAUACUUUUAUCUGAAGAACUCGCGCAGCCACUGCGAGGCGGCCUACAAGGCGAUCAAGCCGCUAGGCGUUCCAGUGUACGGACUGGGUGGAACGGUGCACGAGGAGGUGGCCAAGGAGCUGGGCAUAGCGUUUGUGCCGGAGCUGUUCGUGGACAUCGAGUACAGCAAAGAGGGCGCUCUCAUUCCUCCUGCGCAGAGCAAGAAGAUCACGCCGCAGGAGAGUGCGGAGCGCGCACGCAAGGUGGCCGAGACGGGCAACAACUAUGCGCAGGGCGGCGGCGAGGUCAACAUGCCCGAGUUUGGGCAUGCCGACAAUGGAGGCAAGUGCAAGCCGUUUUCGAUUUGCAUCCACAGCGAUCUUCCCGGAGCGGAAAGUAGAGCAGCAGAGACUCGAAAGACGGUGGACGAGCUCAACGCCAAGAUGUUCCCUGGUGCCUAG